Messenger RNA from Phanerochaete carnosa HHB-10118-sp, 1086 nucleotides. RefSeq lists its product as uncharacterized. Lineage: Eukaryota; Fungi; Basidiomycota; Agaricomycetes; Polyporales; Phanerochaetaceae. The transcript is spliced from 7 exons. Gene Ontology annotation, molecular function: cytochrome-b5 reductase activity, acting on NAD(P)H. The record is from RefSeq and is a predicted model, not a curated record. Bases 17 to 1027 code for a protein of 336 amino acids. Gene Ontology annotation, biological process: ergosterol biosynthetic process.
CCGAGUUCAUUCAGCCAUGUCAUUUGUUAGGGCAUCAUUCAGGACGCGUGCGCUACUCGCCAACGCGCGCCGCUUCAACUCGACUACCUCAACACCGCCACCUGCGCCGAAGAAGUCAUCGAAUCUGCCCUUGUUCCUCGCUGGUGCCGGUGUUGCUGGUCUCGCCGCCUACGUCUACCUCGACCGCAGCGGCAAGGAACAAGUUAAGGCCAAGGUGCACAAAGUGCAGGAAAAGAGUCCGCUGGACCCGGAUAACUUCGUUGACUUCAAGCUCAAACGUGUUGAGCCUUACAACCACAAUACUGCGACGUACGUGUUUGAGCUUCCAGAUGGCCAGUCUUCUCUCCUUCCCGUCGCUUCCUGUGUUAUUGUCAAGUCCGCCAGCGACUCGCCUGCUCCCCUGAUGGGCACGAAUGACAAGCCCGUCGUUCGCCCAUACACACCCGUCUCACCUUCUGAGCUCGAGGGCGAGCUGCACUUCCUCAUCAAGCGCUACGAGUCUGGCAAGAUGUCCAAUCACAUACACGGACUGAAGCCCGGUGAAAGCCUUGCUAUCAAGGGUCCCAUCCCGAAGAUUCCCUAUGAGACCAACAAGUGGGAUGAGGUGGGCAUGAUUGCUGGGGGCAGCGGAAUCACCCCAAUGUACCAGAUCCUGAACCACGCACUCUCGGACCCGAACAACAAGACUCGUUUCACUCUUAUCCUCGCUAACAUGACGCCCAACGACAUCUUGCUGAAGGAGAAGUUCGACGAGCUGAAGGUCAAGCACCCUGAAACUUUCAACGUCGUUUACACUGUCGACAAGGCCGGGAGCGACUGGAAAAGUCCGAUCGGCUACAUCAACAAGACGCUUAUUCAGCAGCACAUUCCACCGGCAUCUCUCGCGGAGAAGGUCAAGGUCAUGGUGUGCGGCCCGCCGGGACAAGUGGAGAGUGUAUGUGGCAAGAAGGACGGCAUGAAGCAGGGUGCAGUCGGUGGUAUCCUCAAGGAGCUUGGGUACGCUGAGGAUCAGGUCUUCAAGUUCUAGACAGAGUUGACACCUGCGAUGUGGUAAUUGAUGCUCAAAUAUAUCAUAAUACAAGUGAC